Molecule: messenger RNA, 1116 nt
Organism: Oryza brachyantha (malo sina)
Lineage: Eukaryota; Viridiplantae; Streptophyta; Magnoliopsida; Poales; Poaceae
Exons: 1
Coding region: 1-1116 (371 amino acids)
Molecular function (GO): protein binding
Source: RefSeq, a predicted model, not a curated record
AUGGCGGCGGCGCCGCCGGAGCUGAUGGACGAGCUCGUCGCCGAGAUCCUUCUCCGCCUCCCGCCGGACGAUCCCUCGCUCGCCGUGCGCGCCUCCGUCGUCUGCAAGCAAUGGUACCACCUCCUCACCGACCGUGGCUUCCUCCGCCGCUACCGCGCGUUCCACCGACGGCCUCCGAUGCUGGGCUUCAUCCGCCACCACCUCCCCGACCACGACGGCAGCCAUCCCUGCAUAGCACGGUUCCGUCGGUUCGUCCCCACCACCGCGUUCCGCCCUGCCGAUCCCCACCACUGCAACUGGUGGCCCGUCGACUGCCGCCACGGCCGCGCCCUCUUCUUCUCCAACGCCGUCGAGCUCACCGUCUGGGACCCCAUGACGGGCGACACAUGGCGGCUGCACGAGCCCUGCAUAACGUACACGUACUCCACCGCCGCGGUGCUGUGCGCCGUCGCCGGCUGCGACCACGGCGACUGCCACGGAGGCCCCUUCGUCGUGGUGUUCGUAGGCACCGACGACAGGAAGGAGAUCGCGUGGGCAUGCGCGUUCUCGUCGGAGACCGGAGAGUGGACGACGAGCGCACCCUGCACAGUUCACUUCGAGGAGUACAUCGACAGCAAGCCCAGCGUCCUCGUCGGAGACGCCGUCUACUUCCUCGGCGGCUCCGGCAACAGCAUCCUGCGCUACGACGUGGGCGCACCGGGCCUGUCGGUGAUCCCCCCGCCGCCGGCGCACGAAAACGGCAACGUCCUCCUCACGACGGCGGAGGAUGGCGCGCUGGGGCUGGUCGGCUCCGGCGUCGGCUCCACCCUCCACCUGUGGUCCAGGGACGACGACGACGACGAGGGCGUCGCGGCGGCAGGCGGCGGAUGGGUGAAGCGCGGAGUUAUCGAGCUGCAGGACACCGUGCUCCCCUUGCUUGUCCCGCUCCCGCCGCAGCUGAUUGGCUUCGCCGAGGACACUGACGUCGUCUUCCUCCACACCGAUGAUGGCGACUACGGAAUCGAGCUCAACUCACUGCGGGUCACCAAGCUCUGCGGAAGUGGGAAUCUUUCCAAUUUCUUUCCCUACCUCAGCUUCUACUGUCCAGCUACUGUACCACUCUUACGAGUAAUUUAA